This is a messenger RNA of Adineta ricciae, 651 nucleotides long. Lineage: Eukaryota; Metazoa; Rotifera; Eurotatoria; Adinetida; Adinetidae. The record is from the annotation of a GenBank genome assembly.
AUGGCAAGAAAUAUUGCCAGUGGAAUGAGAAAAAUUCAUGAACAUCGAAUGAUUCAUCGAGAUAUUCGACCGGAUAAUGUUCUUGUUAAUGAAUAUUAUGUUGCCAAGAUUGGUGACAUGGGUAUCGCACGGUUCACCGAUCCUAUGAAUCAACAUACAAUCAUUGGAUGUCAAUCAUAUAUGCCACCGGAGUUUUACCGAGGUAGUUAUGAUCAAAAACUCGAUAUAUUCACAUUCGGAUUGACUCUAAACGAACUUUUCACAUCGAAACGACAUGUAUUUCAACCAUGGAGCGGUAAUAGGAUUGCCUUUGUUGAGCCAAGUGCUAUCUUUGCUGAUUUGAUCGCUCGAUGUACAGCAGAUGAUCCGAAACGACGCCCAACAGCCCUAGAAAUCGAAAAGACGCUGGAUUUAUACAGCACCGGCUUCAAUGAAAUGGUUCUCAGUAAACAUCCGAGCUACAUGACAUUAUCGACAGAGAGUAAAGAUAAAAUCUUUGUUGCAUUCUACGAAAAAUUUCAUCCAGCAGCAACCGAGUUCAUUCAAAAACGAUUCCCACCAGAAUUUCUCGACAAUCCACAAGAUGUACCAGGUGUCAAAGUCGACAAAGAUGCUGAAAAUAAAAUACGAAUAGCUUGUCCAGUCCAGUAA